Molecule: messenger RNA, 3296 nt
Organism: Diceros bicornis minor
Lineage: Eukaryota; Metazoa; Chordata; Mammalia; Perissodactyla; Rhinocerotidae
Gene: CUEDC1
Product: CUE domain containing 1
Exons: 11
Coding region: 370-1521 (383 amino acids)
Molecular function (GO): ubiquitin binding
Source: RefSeq, a predicted model, not a curated record
CCCCCGCCCGCCGGCCCCACCGGCCCGCGGGCAGCGGACGCGCGUGGCGGCUGCUCGGUGGGACCGUCCGUGGAGCCGGCCCCAGGAUGCCCCGGGGGUGUGGAUGACCAGCAGAGCAGCCCCACACGGCCCAGGCCCGGAUGCCGCCGCCCCGCGAGGACCGCUCCCCUCGGGCCGCCGGUGGCCCCGCGCCCUAGUCUCCUGAGCCGGGGACCCCGCCCGUGCGGUUCCCGCCUGGCCGCCCAGGGGGAGGCGCGGGAGUGAGCUUCCCGACCCAACCGGCCGAGCGAGCGGCGCCGGCGCAGGGACCGGGCCCGGGGCAGGGGGCUCGGCGCGGCUGGAAGCAUUUUCCCGCAGCGGCUCGGCAGGAUGACCAGCCUGUUCCGCCGGAGCAGCAGCGGCGGCGGCGGGGGCGGCGGGGCGCGCGGGGCCGAGGGCAGCGCCGCGGCCGCCUCGCAGGAGCUCAACAACAGCCGGCCCGCCCGCCAGGUGCGCCGCCUCGAGUUCAACCAGGCCAUGGACGACUUCAAGACCAUGUUCCCCGACAUGGAUUACGACAUCAUCGAGUGCGUGCUGCGCGCCAACAGCGGCGCCGUGGACGCCACCAUCGACCAGCUGCUGCAGAUGAACCUGGAGGCCGGGGGCGGCGGCGUCUACGAGGACAGCUCCGACUCGGAGGACAGCAUCCCCGCGGAGAUCUUGGAAAGGACUUUGGAACCUGAUAGCUCCGAUGAAGAGCCCCCACCUGUGUACUCCCCGCCGGCCUACCACAUGCACAUGUUUGACAGGCCUUACCCGCUGGCCCCCCCGACACCACCUCCCCGCAUCGACGUGCUGGGCUCUGGACCCACUUUGAGCCAGAGGCGCUAUCGGAACUGGAACCCACCACUGCUGGGCAACCUCCCCGAUGACUUUCUCCGCAUCCUGCCCCAGCAGCUGGAUAGCAUACAGGGUAACCCCGGGGGCUCCAAGCCCGUGAGCAGAGAGGGAGGCCUGCCCCCCACGCCCGGGCCCGGGCCCGGUGACCAGGAGAGCCGCUGGAAGCAGUACCUGGAGGAUGAGAGGAUCGCGCUCUUCCUGCAGAAUGAGGAGUUCAUGAAGGAGCUGCAACGUAACCGCGACUUCCUCCUCGCCCUGGAGAGAGAUCGAUUGAAAUAUGAGUCCCAGAAAUCCAAAUCCAGCAGCGCGGCUGUGGGCAACGACUUGAGCUUUCCGUCUCCUGCUCCAGGAACUGGUGAUGCCAACCCCGCUGUGUCUGAAGAUGCCUUAUUCAGGGACAAGUUGAAACACAUGGGAAAAUCCACCCGGAGGAAGCUGUUUGAACUGGCCAGGGCCUUCUCCGAGAAGACCAAGAUGAGGAAGUCAAAGAGGAAACACUUGUCAAAGCAUCAGUCGCUGGGGGCUGCAGUGUCAACAGCCAAUCUCCUGGACGACGUGGAGGGCCACACUUGUGAUGAAGACUUCCGGGGAAGGCGACAGCAGGCGCCCAAGGUGGAGGAAGCCCUAAGAGAAGGACAGUAAAAGAUGCCAGCAGUUCCUCCACGCCAGAGAUGAUCCAACCCGGUGGAGGCAGCCGGAGAGCAAACCCGGCCCCCGGCUGAAGAGCCCAGCUGCAGCAGGACAGGUGGUGCUUGAGUCCCGAGGCCCAGUGAUUCUCGGGCCACAGUCCAGCCCAGCCACUGCCACUGCCACUUUCCAUGGGACUUGGAACUUCGGAGUUGCGUGCUGUGAUUGGAUGAAGGACCUGGGGGUGGCAGCCAUCUAUAGCCCCUUUUGUAGCCAGGCUGUUCUAUGGGCAAAGAGGGGAAAUGCAGGAUCCAACCCCCCUUCUUAAAAAAAAAAAAAUCCCAGAAAACAGGCAAAAAUUGGAGUGCCCGAAAGGGCAGGAUGACCCUACCAGAGGCUCUUUGGCCUGAAGGUGGAGCCCCUGCCCUCCCCCAUCUCUCCUGCUGAGCCACAGACACUGCCUGAUCCCCUACCCUUACCCCAGCACCCUUCUGGGCACCUUGGGCCCUUUAUUCCCAUGGCCUCCUGCAUCUCAGCCUUUCCCAGGGCUCCUAACCCUGAGCACAACCCCUGCACAGAGCUCUUGGUGGGAGAGCCCUGGGCAGUCACUUGGGCCCCCUCUGAGGAGUGAUGGGCCACUGCAGAGAGGUAUCUGCUGACUGCUCUGCCUGGGCCCCUUGGGCUGCCUCUGUUAGGGGCUGGCUAGGGCCCACAGCAGGGAUGGGGAGGGUGGCCACCCCGGAGCUGGCCGACUCUGGCUAGGCAGAGGUAGUCUUUACUUCGGCAGAAGACAAAAGCCAGUUCUGGAUGGGACCUUACAGUUACGCAACAGUGAGGGCUCACAGGGGCUCUGACCCCCCCCCCCAGCUGGACUAGAAGUUCUUCUGUAGCUAAGGGUGGGCAGCAGCAGGUUCUGAAGUGACCCUUGAGAAGGUGCAGGACUGAGGAGCAGGUGGGAGGCCUGGGGCAGAAGGGCUUGCUGGGUGCCCCUGGCCAAGAGUAAGAAGGUGAAAGAUCUGAGGAGAAAAACUCGGUUCUACGAACCUUACCCUACACCAACCACUGCCAACGGGAGGGAGGCUGCCCUAGUCUCUCUGGCCCCGCCCACGAGACCGGAACGCGCUGAUCUCCUCUCCGGAGAACCGGGAAGCCUAGGCAGGCACGAGGCUUCAGGGCCCCCGGAGCGUGCAACCAGCCCAGCCCGACCUCCUGGGGUUGGGAGUGGGAGCCAAGCCUUGGCGGCGCCCCCGUGGCCGCAAGUCACCCCGAGAUAAUGAGGGCGCAGCGGGCGCCUAGGGCCAGCGGCGGAGGCCAGACCGCGAUCGCGCCUCGUUCCGCCCGCCCGGCUGGGUGCCGGAUGAGGGCCCCGGGCCGACUCGGGCGGCCCAGCUGCCCCUGGCUCGGGAGAGGCGGGCGGGGCCGGGACGCGCCGCCGCCGCCGCGCGUGACCAAGUUUGGAAGCGCGCGCAGGGCCGGGGGCGCUGGCGCGGGGCCAGCCCUGCAGAGGCGGGGGCGCUGCCCUCCGCUGCUCCCCCUUGCCAGGCUGUGGCCCCCGACGAGCCCCCUGGCCGCCAGCCCGAGCUCCAGACGGGUCUGACCCCGAGGGGCCUCUGGGCUGCGGCCCUGACCCCUCCCCGCGCCAGGCCCGGGCGCAUGGCGGGGAAGCCCCAGCCCGACGUCUGUGUGUGUUGCUUUGUUAGUUUUUUUUUUUUUUUUCCUCCUAUGUGUGGGUUUUUUCUUGGAGCUGUUUCAUAGGAAUUCCUGUAAUAAAGACUUGGUGUUCUCUUGGU